Messenger RNA from Contarinia nasturtii (swede midge), 1957 nucleotides. RefSeq lists its product as uncharacterized. The transcript has 6 exons. Bases 178 to 1701 code for a protein of 507 amino acids. NCBI's taxonomy places the organism in Eukaryota, Metazoa, Arthropoda, Insecta, Diptera, Cecidomyiidae. The record is from RefSeq and is a predicted model, not a curated record.
AAAAUAUACAGUCUAAAAUUCUUCGCUGUGAAAAAAAUCGUACAAUGAUUUCCAAAGCAGUUGAAAACAAAUAAUCUGCAACGGAAUGCAUUAAACAAGAAAAGUGCUGAACACAGUGUUAAAUAAAAACAUAUUUUCUAAGAAUUUACACCAUUUGUGCCAAUAGACGUUUCAAAGAUGCAGGAAGAAAAAAUAACAUUAUUUUUGCAUCGAAAGAACGGAAUUAAGAAAGUGAAGAUCCGACCGACGCAAAAAUUAAAAAAAAUGAUGGACUUUUAUUCAAACGAGACACUAAUACCACUUGAAAAGCUCUAUUUUUUUUAUAAUGGACGUGAAUUGAGUGCAAGUGAUACACCCGAAGCCAUGAAUAUAUCCAACAAUGAUCAAAUCGAAGUGAAAAUCGAUACAAAGAACGUAUUUGAGACCCCAACUGAACCAAGUCAAAGUGACAACCAAACUGAUACGACCGAAUCAGUUACAUUCACGGAAACUUCAAAUCGUCCAGAACAGAUGGAGCAACAACUAUGUGAUGUUGCUUCAGAGACAUCGAUUAACACAAUGGAACAAACGCAAACAUUGGAUGAUGCGAUAGCUUCAACAUCAACCGAAAAACGGAAAAAUGAAAAUGAUGAUUCCGAUAGCCCACCAACGAAAGUCCGUAAAACGUAUCCGAUGUCACCAACAAAACAAAAUUUGGCCAUAAUUGCAAAAUAUGAAAAUGUAAAUUGGCUCGAAUGUUUCCGUGAUAUUUUAAAAGAUGAUUCAAGUUCAGUUUUAUUGAAUAACGAAGAAUAUCAACGUAAAUUGGAGAUGGAAAAUGAAGAGCUGAAAACGGCAAUUGAAAUGUUAAAAAGUAAUCAUAAAAAGGAAGUUCAACAGCUAAAAGAGUCUUAUGAAAUUGAGAGUGUACUUAAUUUGGAUGAAGUGAAAGUCAGAACCGACAAAAUAAUAACUAAUCUCCAAGAGCGCUGUGAUACAUACGAGAAUGACAAAAAAGAAUUGGAAAGAGAGAUCGACCAUUUGAAAAAGUCUUCAAAAGAAGGUGAAGAUAAUUUUACCGAACUGAAAAUUGAAAACAACCAAUUGACCAGUCAAUUGCAGGCCGCAGUCUACCAUACGAUUCCGAAUCAAUCCAGAGAAAUUGAAAACUUACGAAAUGAAUACAACCAGAGAGUAAAGGAAUACUGUUGCGAAGUUGCGCGAUUGACUCAAAUAGUAAACACCCAACGUAAGGAAAAAGAACUCACACAACAGCUUGAACAAAACAAAAUCAAGUAUAUGGAUUCGUUAAAAAUCCAAGAGGAACAAACGCAUAUCAUAAGUCGAUUGCGCAGUGAAAAUGAAAUUUGGAAAUCGCGCACAAACAACUUAAAAGAAGAAAAUGGUCAAUUGAAAACUGAAUUAGGCUUAAUUCAAUCAAAAUACCGUCAGGAUAAAGAAAAUAUGAACGGGUUGGUUGAAGAUAUGAGAGAAAGUGUUGUGGACCGAAUAAUGGGCCCUUAUAAACGCGAAUUAGAAACAACAGAUUUUUUAAACCAAGCGAAUGACGAAGUUACGAUGGCAGAAAAAACAGAUAAUAAAGGACGAAAAUGUGUACAGUGCCAGAAUUCGCAACCCUCACAAAAAUUAACGUUGUUAUAUUGCGGUAACAAUUGCAAACUAAGAUAUUUUAAGGAUCAGUAUGAUAAGGGUCAGCAGUGAGACUUUAAUCAUACUUACAUUUAGGUAGAAAACUCAAAUGCAUAGAGUGCACACAUGAAAAGGUGAUGCAAUGCGUACAAAGAAGACAAACAAACAAUAAGACUGUCUUUCUUCACUUCAACAUUUGUAGCACAAGCGAAAAAGCCGUUAAAGUAUUUAAUACCAGCAAAACCAAAAAUUCAAAAAAAGAUAUUUUUUAUAUCUGUAAUUUUAAUAUAAAUUUUAAUUGGUUGAAAAAGCAACUAAAUCAAAAAUG